AUGUCGUCAGACCAGCAACCUUCUUCAGAGUCCCAAGCUUCAAUGCUUGGGGGCCACGUGAAGUAUGUCCAAGGCGCCAUCUCCUCCGCCGUGGGGUACGAAUCCGGGCAACAGACAAAAGCCGAGGCCGUGCAGGAGAUGAAGGACGCCAAAACCCAAUCAGAAGGACAACCCGCGCAGUCAUCGCUGCUGGGGACGGUCGAGAACGCCGCCGGCAAGGUCACCGGAUGCGAAGGCAUGGUGGAUGAGGGAAAGAAGAGGAUUCCGGAGAAGAGGGGCGUCGAGGAGCAGAGUGGGACAGGCUGA
Messenger RNA from Fonsecaea multimorphosa CBS 102226, 306 nucleotides. RefSeq lists its product as uncharacterized. Bases 1 to 306 code for a protein of 101 amino acids. The transcript has 2 exons. Lineage: Eukaryota; Fungi; Ascomycota; Eurotiomycetes; Chaetothyriales; Herpotrichiellaceae. The record is from RefSeq and is a predicted model, not a curated record.